Molecule: messenger RNA, 691 nt
Organism: Geodia barretti
Lineage: Eukaryota; Metazoa; Porifera; Demospongiae; Tetractinellida; Geodiidae
Source: the annotation of a GenBank genome assembly
GCUCUUUUGCUUGUGUUUCAUGCAAAACUCUCGAAUGCAGUGGUUUCAUGGGAAACAGUAAUAUUCACGUCUACGUAGCACUGACAUGUCUCCAGGUCAUGAAAGGUGCGAUGGUGCGUCACUUGAAGUCUCUGCGGCUCAUGACUCGGGACCAUGGCUGGAUACACACCUUGCUGAAGGAGGCAGAGAAUGAGAGGAUGCACCUCCUCACAGCUCUGGAGCUGAGGAGACCUGGACCUCUCUUCGAGAUUGCCGUCAUUGGAACACAGGGUCUGUUUGUGAGUAUGUUCUGGAUAGCAUAUUUCCUCAGUCCCAGAUUUUGCCACAAGUUUGUUGGCUACUUGGAGGAAGAGGCAGUCAAGACCUACACUCACUGCAUUGAGAGUCUGGACAAGGGGGAGCUGAAGAUGUGGGAGAAUACCAAAGCUCCUCAGGUUGCUGUCUGCUACUGCAGACUGCCUGCUGAUGCAAUGAUGAGGGAUCUCCUGGCAAUUAGAGCUGAUGAGGGUCACCACAGAGAGGUGAACCAUACCCUGGACUCAAUGAGACCCUCUGAAACUAAUCCAUUUUGCCCUGGUCAAUGACAUCACCAUUAUGUCACCUUCAGUGUACAAGUACAUGUCUUCAUCUCAACUGUAAACAUGUGAUUUCUGACUAGACACAAACACACUGAUUCUCAUUUUGUCAAUAA